Molecule: messenger RNA, 720 nt
Organism: Annulohypoxylon maeteangense
Lineage: Eukaryota; Fungi; Ascomycota; Sordariomycetes; Xylariales; Hypoxylaceae
Product: acyl-CoA N-acyltransferase
Exons: 1
Coding region: 25-720 (231 amino acids)
Molecular function (GO): acyltransferase activity, transferring groups other than amino-acyl groups
Source: RefSeq, a predicted model, not a curated record
CUUUUCAAGGAAGGCCUCAUUAUUAUGGAGAGCUCUUGGACUCUUGUGGCGACCACGCUUCCGUGCGUACCACUUCCACCAAAUUCCCAACGUGAACCAAUCAGAACAAAGCGACUAGUGAUUCGACCUAUGCAGGAAGAUGACCUUCAAUCUUAUCACGAAUUGCGUGCACAGCCAGAAGCAAUGACUGGCACAGCUCGUGGGAGACCCGAUCGGGAUAUAGACGAGUCUAGGUCAGCUAUGAGUGACUUCUUAUCACCAAAGGAUGACAAAAUGUUCCUCUAUGGCGUUUUUCUUGCAUCGACAGGGGAACUAAUUGGCGAAGGUGGCGUUCACAACCUUGAGUCUUCGUCCUGUGGCUGGCCGGAAAUCGGAUACAAAUUCAGAAAGGAAUUUUGGGGGCAGGGAUAUGCGACAGAGUUUUUGGGCGCUUUUCUUCAAGCCUGGUGGAGUCUACCUAGGUCUCAUGUUAAGCGACGGGUGUGCUCUUCGUCCGUCUCCAGGACAAAGGAUUCCGAAUCGGAAGCUACUGAACAAGUCUACGCCAAUGCAGAUGUGAACAAUAUAGGAAGCCGGAAAGUCCUAGAAAAGCUUGGUUUCAUCCAGUUCUCAGAAUGGACGGAGCCGGACACACAAGAACAUAGGAUCGGCCAGCCGUUGACGUUGGUGGGAUAUUGUCUUUCUAAGAAGAAGGGGAAGGAUACUAUUAAUCGAGAUUGA